AUGCAAUGUAUUUGGGUGUUGUUUUUGUUCGUGUUGUUUGUCGCCGCUGAAGAUGAAGGCCAAUGCACUGCUCCAACUUCGUGUUCCGAGGAGUCGAAACUAGCGGAAGAUAAGAAAAUUGAAAACCUCUACGACUCGAUUGAUGGAGAAGAAUGCGAGGAGAUCGAAGUGAACUGUAGACCCUUUCAGAUUCCGAGAUACCACGGAAGAAGUUGGAAUAUUAAACUUGGUCUUCCAUUUUUCAACGAAGAUGAGGUUAGGCUAAUUUUAAGUGAUUGCAAUUUUACUUUCCGAGCAAAAUAUUCAAUUUGCUCGACGUUUAGGAAUGUGCUGACUACGCAAUUCGAUCGGCUUUGGCUCAUAUUUCCUGUAUUUUCCCCAUGGAAAGAACUUUGAAACUGCCCAUCUAUGGAACUGACAAGACUGCGUGCGAUCAAAUCGAGGGCUUUGUGAGCCAAGGAAGUCCUGAAAAGAAUACUGUAUUCCUAGUUGUUCAAAAUGGUGAGGAAAAGAAGUGCGAUCUGAACCAUCAACUGAUCAAGUAUAAUAUCGCUGAAAAGAAUGUUUUACUUCUGAAAUAUGGCGGAAACGUCAAUUUGAAGGAUGCUGGGGUCACUACGGUCGAUCUGACAGCGUUUGGAAGUAAGAUUAACCUUUGGUUCAAAAGAUUUUCAACGUUUUUCAGCCGAAGCCGCCAAAAUAGCUGGUAUCAGAAGAGCCUUGGAAAAGAUCGAUGAAUUUCAUAAACCCUAUGGAGUAAUUCAAUUUCUCCAAGAACACUUUAGCCUCAGCACAAUUGUUGUCAUGUAUAUGACUUCUGUUUUGAUUGGCAUGGCCGCCACCAUCAGAUUUUUGAAGGAAUGUCAGGGCAGUGGAGCAGAGGAUAAGGUAAUAUAAAUUUUUCUUUUUGUAUCCUGUCUUUAGGAGUUUGACGAAAAGGAUUAUGAGAGCUCCAAGGAGGAGGGUUCGGAAGAAGUUGAGGAGUCCACAAACGAUGCCAACUCCCUUUCCACCGUAGAAGACAGCGACAGUUCGAGGAUCCAGGAGCUCAGUGAUGGUGAGGAUGUACCUGAUCAGAAAGACGAGGACAUUGCUUUUGACAAUUUCUGCAAAGACGUGGCCGAGAAAUAUCGUGACCAUGACCCGGAAGACGACUCGACUGACAUGGAACUCAACGAAAUUGAAGAAUAUGUGAGCAAGUUGCUCGAGAAGAAAGCUCUGGAAAAACAAUACGAAGAGGACGAUUUGGAUUAA
Bursaphelenchus xylophilus (pine wood nematode) is the source of this 1254-nucleotide messenger RNA. The record is from the annotation of a GenBank genome assembly. Lineage: Eukaryota; Metazoa; Nematoda; Chromadorea; Rhabditida; Aphelenchoididae.